Molecule: messenger RNA, 1383 nt
Organism: Galleria mellonella (greater wax moth)
Lineage: Eukaryota; Metazoa; Arthropoda; Insecta; Lepidoptera; Pyralidae
Exons: 1
Coding region: 462-1382 (306 amino acids)
Source: RefSeq, a predicted model, not a curated record
AAAAAACUUGUAAUAGAAUCUUCUUUCUUGAUGCUCGAACAAAUCUUAAUUAUUUCUUCAACAACUAAAAACUUCAAUGAAAGUAUAUUUAAGAUAACUUAUGAUGAUCGAAUAAUUAAUGAAAAUAUUCAGUCUCAACGAUGACUUACAUUCAAGUUAAAAGGUUCUUUAUUUUAAAUCUUUAGAUUAGGCUCGUGUAGACAUUUCCGUAAUUUCUUUGCAGAUAGUAGAAUCCGUAAUAAAUCUAGAAAAUGAAAUUAAUGAUUGUUUAGCAAGCAUAUUGUUCGUAAAAUCAAAUAUUAAACUUAUCUUCUCUUUCUGCUUAUGUAUAUUCUGAUAGGCUUGUAUACAUAUUAGAUUUUCCAUUAAUUCAAGGCGAACCUCUCAAUCUCUAUCACAUAUAUUCCAUUCCAAUCCAACAUUUUAAUUCCUCUCUGCAUACAACCAUCCUACCUGAGCACAUGCAUUUGGCUACAAAUCCUAGCGGUAAUAUAUACGUAUCUACGAGCGACCUCACUUCAUGCAAGUCCUACGCUAUAAAGAAGAAGAUCUGCACCUCUUUUGUCGCAUAUGAAGCAGCAUCACGUCCAUUAUGUGAGCUCCAGAUCCUGUUAAGCAUUUCAAAGACUUUACCUGAAAUUUGUACCACAUCCACAUUUGAAGCAAGAAUUAACACUUUUCAAAACAUUGACAACAACCAAUGGCUUUACAUACUUACAGAAGACACUAAUUGUAUACUUCAAUGUAAAACGGAAGUUACACAUCAUAAAUUACAAGGAGCAGGCAUUUUAUCCUUACCGGAAAACUGCAAACUUUAUACUGGGUAUAGUACGCUAACAGCCUUUCAAUCUAUUGAAGAAAAUGUAACAUAUCCUGUAAUAGUUCCAGACAUUAGAACAGACGAUUGCUUUGAAGAAUACAAGAACUUUGAAGCUCCAAACUUAAUUCCUAUUAAAAUUAAUGAAAUGCCUUUGGAUUCACUGAAACAAAUAAAACAUCAUGUCGAUAAAUUUAAGGAAAGCUUAGAAAAUAUGAGAUCUCGACCAAUCUUACAAAGAUAUUCGUCAACGUUUACAUGGAUAUACUUCGUGUUAUUCAUAACAAUGCUAGGAUACUUCAUUUAUAAAAUUAGCAAACGUUGUCCUAAUGGAUUACUCCUGCGUAACCGAAGACCAAGCCGUGAUAAUAGUUGUAUACAAAUAUUUAACAACUGUUUUUCAAACACAUCACGACGUCAGAGAACCCAAGUUGCCGUCCCGAUGACUACUAUAGCAACAAGUACCUGCGUAACGGAAGACGAAGAGGAAAAUGAAGAAAAUUAUCCAAGAACUUCAACACCGAGAGUUCAAAGAUUAAGCUCUCAAGCCCAAUCUUUAUUCUAAG